GCAAAAGUGACUUUAUGUGUACGAGAAAAAGAGUAUUCUGCUGAAAACAAGUGACUGAUUUCCAAGAGGACUAAAGAGGACCAUGACUGAAGGUGGUGUAAAAAUUAGAGCUAUAUUUGUGCACAUAGGAGUUUUGAUGCCUCUCUGGAUGAUAAUGGUCCAUGUCGAAGGAUGGAAAUAUGUCACGCAUUCUGAAAAAAUGACCUGGAAUGAUUCAAGAAAGUGGUGUCAAACUCAUCACACCGACAUUGUGAUGGUCCACAAUGAAAAUGUGACAAAUGUUCUGAAAACAGAGCUGCCAAAUCUAAACUCUGCUCCUUACUACUGGAUUGGAAUGAAAAAGAUCAAUGACACUUGGAUGUGGGUUGCCAAUGGACAGGCUGCAGACUAUAUAAACUGGGCAGAAACAGAGCCCAAUAAUCGACUGUCUGAAGAAAACUGUGUAGAAAUGUACAUUACCAGCUUAAACAAAAGUGGAAAGUGGAACGAUGAUAGCUGCAGUAACUCAAAAUACCCUGUGUGUCACAAAGCACAAUGUCCUAACAUAACAUGCGGUGAUAGAAAAGUCUGUGUAGAAAAAGUCAACAACUUCAGCUGUGUGUGUAAACCAGGUUUCUUGGGGCCCCAAUGCAACACAGUUGUUUCAUGUCCGCAGCUCUCCACACCAGCCAAAAGCUGGAUGCAGUGCUCUGGACUGUAUGGGAAUUAUUCCCUUGACUCAAAAUGUAAAUUCUCCUGUGCUGCUGGUUAUAAACUGAAAGGCACAGCUGAGCUCAACUGCAAUUCCUCAGGUGCAUGGAACGCACCUCUACCUUCCUGUGCCGCAGAGUGUUUUCCCCUUCUAUUGUUUGGAGGUAGACUGAUAAACUGCACUGAAGCACAUGACAGCUCUAGGUCUGCCUGUACAAUGCAGUGUCCCCCUGGUCAUCUGCUGCUGGGUUUUGCUCAGUUUUCCUACAGAGCUGACGGCACAUGGGAAUCUGCAUAUCCAAUAAUGUGUGCAAACUAUAUCCAUUUUCUAAUUGCACUUUUGGCAUUUGCUGUCAUCUCAAUGUUUUGUGGUUAUUUAUGUGGUUGCUGCAUCUGCAAAAAGAGUAAAGAGGUAAUAUCAAGCACACAACAGGAGACUAUAAAUCCAGCAUAUGAAGCAGAACCUCCACCACUAGAGGGUCCUCUAUGUUCAGCAUAAACAUUAUGGUCUUUUUUCUUUUUUAUUCCAUUCUUUUU
Molecule: messenger RNA, 1227 nt
Organism: Danio aesculapii
Lineage: Eukaryota; Metazoa; Chordata; Actinopteri; Cypriniformes; Danionidae
Product: P-selectin-like
Exons: 9
Coding region: 83-1189 (368 amino acids)
Biological process (GO): heterophilic cell-cell adhesion; response to cytokine; leukocyte tethering or rolling
Cellular component (GO): external side of plasma membrane
Molecular function (GO): sialic acid binding; oligosaccharide binding
Source: RefSeq, a predicted model, not a curated record